AUGGACCCCCUGGUGUGGCAGGGAGAGGGCACAGCCCAGGAUUCCCCGGUACUUCCUGAGUGCAGGCAGCAGGAAACCUUGGCAGCAAGCCUCGGGCACGAGUAUCUGUGGAACAGAGUUCAGGGCCUCAUAGCCAUGCUGCAGCUGCAAGAGAGGCUCUUGGAAGAAUAUCUAGCCUUGGUGGCUUCCCCACUGGGAGGUGGAGUUAGAGAAAGGACAGAGUGGGAGGCGGCGCUGCCAGCACUGCCAGCGAAAGAUGUAAAAGAAAAACCUGAACAACAGGUCAGGACAAAAGAGACUGGCAAGUUACCUAACGGUACUGAACCUCGACAGCAACCAAGUGCCUUAUUUGCUAGAGGAAGUAGGAAAGCAGCCAAAAGUCCUCAGAGAUCAUCCACUAAAAUAAAGGAGAAGAAGCAUCCAUUUGCUCUUUACGGGUGGGGAGAAAAACAGACCGAUACAGGAAGCCAAAAAACGCACAACGUCUGCGCGUCUGCCCCCGUGCACGAGAUUCAUGAAUCAGCGUUACGAGCCAAGAACAGAAGACAGGUGGAAAAAAGGAAACUGGUGGCACAGAGGCAGCGCGCCCACUCUGUAGACGUGGAGAAAACCAGAAAGAUAAAGCCUUCCCCCUCAGAGAACCCAUGGAUGACAGAGUAUAUGAGAUGCUACUCGGCGCGAGCAUAAAGGCCGAAACCGUUACCUGGACAGCUUCUUCAAAAGAGUGUACAUGAGAGACGGGAGAAAUAAAACAAAAGAAAAACCAUUAAUGGAAAAUAGACAUAGGUUUAAGAAGCCA
This is a messenger RNA of Suricata suricatta (meerkat), 799 nucleotides long. RefSeq names its product centriole, cilia and spindle associated protein (gene CCSAP). Lineage: Eukaryota; Metazoa; Chordata; Mammalia; Carnivora; Herpestidae. Bases 1 to 687 code for a protein of 228 amino acids. Gene Ontology annotation, molecular function: microtubule binding. The transcript has 5 exons. Gene Ontology annotation, cellular component: centriole; axoneme; ciliary basal body. Gene Ontology annotation, biological process: regulation of mitotic spindle assembly. The record is from RefSeq and is a predicted model, not a curated record.